AUGAAAAGGAUUAUGCGCAACACUUUUGAGGAGGUGGAAUGCAUGAAACUGGAUAUGAUUGAUGGAAUCGUGGAAGAACUUUUCCUGGUUUCAAAAGUCAUAUUCCAUUCCGAGGAGACACAAGAAACUUCCGGGGAAGAAUAUUCCAGAGAAGAUGAGCCAAAAGCCGAAAAUUUGAUUAGAAGAGAGAGCGUGACACCACCUUCUUCUAUUUCUCCAUCAAAGGUUGAGCUUAAAACGUUACCAUCUCACUUACGGUAUGCGUUUUUGGGCGACAACAUGACACUUCCCAUUAUCAUCUCGAACAAUUUGUCGGAAACACAAGAAGCGAGAGUUGUCAAAGUGGUGAAGCAACAUAUAUUGGCGAUCGGUUGGCAAAUUUCGGACAUCCGAGGAAUUAGUCCCUCGGUGGUCAUGCACAAGAUCCACCUAGAAAAGGAGGGAAUUGUCUUGGGACAUAAAAUCUCCAAGGACGGCAUUGAAGUAGAUAGAGCAAAAACGGAAAUCAUCGAGAAAUUACCACCACCAACUACCGUAAAAGGCGUUCGGGCCUUCUUAGGGCACGCCGGGUUUUAUCGACGAUUCAUCAAAAAUUUCUCUUCCAUUGCUCGUCCUUUAACUAAUUUGCUUGUUAAAGAUAUUCCUUAUGAAUUUACUAAUGAUUGCCUUGUUGCUUUUUCUAUGUUGAAGGAAGCCCUUAUCUCGGCCCCAAUUAUUUCAUCACCCGAUUGGACUCUCCCUUUCGAACUCAUGUGUGAUGCAAGCGAUAUAGCACUUGGGUGCGUAUUGGGGCAACGGAAGGAGAAAAAGCUUCAUGUGAUAUACUAUGCGAGCCGAACAUUGGCGGAGUUUGACAUAGAAAUUCGCGACAAGAAAGGAACGGAGAACGUCGUCGCCGACCACUUGUCAAGGUUAGAAAUUCCGGAACCAAUUAUAAGUGGCAUAGAGAUUAAUGAAACGUUUCCGGAUGAGAUGUUGAUGGUACUUUCGGAAGUAGAAACGCCAUGGUAUGCGGAUAUCGCAAACUAUCUAUCUUCCGAAAUAAUGCCGCCGGAUUUGACUUACCACCAAAGGAAGAAGUUCUUGAGCGAUGCUAAACGGUUUCUAUGGGAGGAACCGUACCUCUUCAAGGUGUGUGGAGAUGGGAUUUUGAGGAGAUGUGUCCCACUACAAGAGAUGAUGCCUAUACUUAGUCAAUGCCAUUCCUCGGACUAUGCGGGUCACUAUGGUACAUCAAGGACCGCCGCUCGUGUGCUAGAGUGCGGAUUCUUUUGGCCUACGCUAUUUCGCGAUGCAAAAGACUUUGUUAGUCAUUGCGAUCGAUGCCAAAGAGUGGGGAACAUAUCUAAGAGAGAUGAAAUGCCGCUUACCAACAUUCAAGAGGUGGAACUUUUCGAUGUAUGGGGAAUAGACUUCAUGGGUCCAUUUCCUAUGUCGUUUGGAAAGCAAUACAUAUUGAGAAUUCUAGAGAAAACGGUUAAUAACACAAGGAAAGAUUGGUCACUAAAACUAGAUGAUGCAUUAUGGGCAUAUCGUACGGCUUUUAAAACGCCCCUCGGAAUGUCCCCAUAUCGUAUUGUUUUUGGGAAAGCAUGCCAUCUUCCGGUGGAACUUGAACAUAGAGCAUAUUGGGCCAUUAAAAAGCUAAAUUUUGACCUCAAAGCGGCGGGGGAGAAACGUAUGCUUCAACUCAAUGAGUUGGACGAAUUUCGGUUAAAUGCUUAUGAAAACGCCAAGCUUUACAAAGAAAAGACGAAACGAUGGCACGACGCUCAUAUCGUUCCUAAAACUUUUUCGGAAGGCUCUUUUGUCUUGCUCUACAACUCACGCCUCAAAUUAUUUCCCGGGAAAUUAAAAUCCUGUUGGAGCGGUCCUUUCAAAAUUCGAACGGUGGCAAGUCAUGGAGCUUUGGAAUUGGAGAACUCUAGUGGAGAAAUCUUCAAAGUAAAUGGACAACGGUGCAAGCCGUAUCUUGGACCUUUGACGGAUCAAGUGGUGGAACAAAUCACGUUCACCACUCCUACAUAA
This is a messenger RNA of Mercurialis annua (annual mercury), 2028 nucleotides long. RefSeq lists its product as uncharacterized. Gene Ontology annotation, molecular function: nucleic acid binding. Lineage: Eukaryota; Viridiplantae; Streptophyta; Magnoliopsida; Malpighiales; Euphorbiaceae. The transcript has 4 exons. The coding region runs from base 1 to 2028 and encodes 675 amino acids. The record is from RefSeq and is a predicted model, not a curated record.